Messenger RNA from Esox lucius (northern pike), 1225 nucleotides. It is a transcript of the gene ucn3l, whose product is annotated as urocortin 3, like. The coding region runs from base 298 to 678 and encodes 126 amino acids. Gene Ontology annotation, biological process: hormone-mediated signaling pathway; cellular response to nutrient levels; digestion. The transcript is spliced from 2 exons. The record is from RefSeq and is a predicted model, not a curated record. Lineage: Eukaryota; Metazoa; Chordata; Actinopteri; Esociformes; Esocidae. Gene Ontology annotation, molecular function: hormone activity; corticotropin-releasing hormone receptor 2 binding. Gene Ontology annotation, cellular component: extracellular region.
UAUACAAGAUAACAAGGGGAUGUGACGGUUGAACUUCCACGUAGAUUAUAAAGUGGGAGGACCACCAAGGCUUGGGUAAAAAGAGAGAAAUCCAGAACAUCUGAACAUGCAUUAGCGGUUGUUUUUCUACUUAGUGUCUGGGCAAAGAUUGGAAGAAAUAGCAAGAAACAGAAAACAACACCAGCAACAAUAAGAAAAAGACUUUUGCCACCACCCUGCAUCUAAGAGGAAAGGGACACGUGCCUUCUGGGGACCUUACUACUCCUAAGGCAGAACAUUGGAUCAACUGUGCUUACCAUGCAAGGUAUGCGUCUAUGUCUGAGCCUGGCUUUGCUACUGCCCUGGUGCAGCCAGGGCCAAAGGAUGGGAUUUGUCAGUGACAAGGUUGGAGAAGAAGACACAGAAAGUAAUUUGUUGUCUGUCAACAUUGUAAACCGCAGUGGCAUCCUGGGAUCCCUGCUACCCCAAGAGUUCCACCCAACCCUCCGGCAGGCCCGGGCCCCACGACCCUACUCCCAGGUCCCCAAGAGAGCCCAGCAGGGGUCCCGCUUCGCCCUGUCCCUAGAUGUGCCCACCAGCAUUCUCAGUGUCCUCAUAGACCUGGCCAAGAACCAUGACAUGAGAGCCAAGGCUGCUGCCAAUGCAGAGUUGAUGGCACGCAUUGGCAGGAGGAAAUAAGGACUGGGGUUGAUUCUCAUAUCACUGGGGGUGUUGAUAUUCAAAACCAGGUUGGGGGAAACUGUUUUUGUUUGAUGAAAAUUACCUUGAAGCUUUCAAUUACAUGUCUAUUUUAUUUGUUCUAUAUUUCUAUUGCAGCAUUUUUAUUUAGUUUUAGACAAAAUGUUUCCACUGACUGCCUGUACAAAAUGAUUAAGGAAGAUAGAGAAAAUUGUGCCAGUGAAAUGUCACUGAUCAAAUGAAAGAUAAAGCUGGUCUUUUUUCUCUGCUACAGUGAUCAAGGGCAGAUAAAAAUGUAAUAGUAACAGAUAGGGAACCAUUUAUAGUGUAUGUAUUGUGUUUGUAUGUGUAAUAAACUAAGGAAAGGUUGCAAAAUAAAAUCAGACAAUGGAACCUCAUUUAUCUUAACAGCUUGCUUCUCCUGUCCUGACGUCAGAGGCCUUUAUUAAUUACAAGCAUCAGUAACCAAUAAGGCACAAGCUAAUAAGCAAUACCUCCCAUGCGUCAUUCCCAACAGGUUUUGAUAACAGAACAAUAGCAUGAAGAG